CAAGUGAUCAUAACAAGCAUGCGAUUUUACACAAAAGUAGAGGAUAAUAUAGAAGAUAGUUUGUACUUAGUUGCAUCUGAUUGAAAAACGACAGUUUUAUGUGUUGUUAAACGUUGACCUCUUUCGAUUAAAUGCGAAAAACAGGUAAAAAAAAUGAACUUUAGCGGACCUCUAAUGACCGGCUCCAAUCGAUACUUCUCCACCGGCGAACAAGUUUGGAGAACAUCUCCAGAGAAAUUAUGGAUAAGAAUGAAUGAAGAUAAAAUGGACAGAAUGCCUGGAAAAAUAAACGACGACUAUUGUAAACAUAAACACAAUGUUUUCGUUGAUUUUGGCAACCGGCAUUCAAGUUAUAAAAGCGUGCAGAAAAUCACUCCUCAAUAUGAGACAGAAGCUUGUUUACCAGAACAACCAAGAAUUGCGCUCCAUGAAGGCAUACCUACGAACAAUUCGCCGUAUAUUCAUUCAAAGCCCCAGAAUGAAGACAGAUGUGAAAGUUAUUCCGAAACCGUCCCUCUUACUAUCGACAUAUCCAACUAUACGAAUGGACAAAAUGAAGUGGGUGAUACCGAAGAAGAAAUGGCCGCAGCAGUUCUAACAUCUAUGUCUUUAUCGCCAGCCUUAAGAGGUUUCCAUCGGGAACGAGAUGAAAUAUUUGAAAAUGCGAUGCCAAUCAAAAGUGGCGACGAACCUCUUACGCCAUACGAGGAAAAUAAACAGAACAAGGUUCAAGUGAGGCGAAGCAAGCACUCGAGUACUUUAUUCCAAUGUAAAUGGCCAAAAUGUAAGAAGAUAUUAUCGUCUUCCUCUGCCAUUACUCGACAUGUUCGAUGUACUCAUUUGGGGCCCAAACACAACAACGACGAAGCCAACAGUGAUGGGGAAGAGGAAUUUUACUUCAUUGAAGUGGAAGCUAGUGAAGACGUCCCAACUGAGCAGUCCUCAGAAGAGUUAUCACACGUUACGCGCAUAACGUCGCGACGCUGUCGAUCAUACAGUGAUCCCUCUGUACCAACAGAGCCCCCUGUGUCCUCGACCUCACAGCGUCACCUUGACGAUAACUUUAUAUGGCCACUCCGUCAUUCCGAGGGGAGACGCGGGAAACUAAGACGACAUUACAACCUGAAGAAAUCUAGGGGGGAUGGCAAGAAAUGCAGGAAAGUAUUUGGAAUGGAAAACAAACACCUCUGGUGUACACAAUGUAGAUGGAAAAAAGCUUGCGUGAAAUUUGUGGACUGAGGUCACAUGAAGAAGAAUCUUAUUCCAAUCCUUAUCAUAGGUUAUGACGUCAUAAGUUAUGGCGUAUGUCCUAUCAAGACGUCAAAUCAUAUAACCGUAAUAAGUUUACCAAGAGAGGCUUAAGUUGCCAACAUUUUGCUACUUCAAAAGUAGCCAAAAGGUACGCUUUUGAUGUAAAGAUGAAAAACUGCUGUAACAUAGAAAACCGAUGACAAGUUACACGGACAUAUAUCAAACUAUGUUGAAUAUUUCAAGACUAAUUCCUGAACAUAUUCAGUGAUUUGGUUACUUUCCCAGUAACGGUUGAAGCGAGAUAGAAAUAUAUUGUAUAAUAAUAAAGCCACGGUUCACACUUGAGGGGAAAUCAUAAGAAAUAUAAACGAUUUUUACGUUCAUAGACCUACACGAUUGUGUAACAUGUGACCAUCGAGUAAAUCACAACUAAAUUCUUUGUACUCUAUGCGUUCCCCGAUAUCAAGAGACCACCACCAAAUUCUUUCACGCUUGACGCAAACAGAAAUCAUUGAUUCUAACGACUUUUAAGACAAGUGUGAACCAGGCUUAAAGAAAGACAUUUAUAGGUAGUACACGAAACGUUUUAUCUUAGUUAAGAAUAACUAUGUUCUUCACGUUGAUAUUCUUUGAACAAUAAUAGCAAAACUUAUUUUGAUCAUUAUGAAGGAACAUACGCUUCAUGAUUUUCAUGCCUAGAAUUUUCCAUUAAUGUGUAAUGUAGGUAGAAAAGACUUUCAGCGAUUCACAAUCAAUCUAUUUACUCUAAUGAAAAUAUUUUCCUUGACAAAGUAAUCAAUGAUGAUAUUAUUCUUGAAAUUGCUUGUAAUAAAAUAGUUGAUGGAGUUCUCUUUGACCAUUUGUUCAAAUAGACCUGACAUAACUUUGGAAAGUGUGAAAAACUUUGACAAACACAA
This is a messenger RNA of Xenia sp. Carnegie-2017, 2168 nucleotides long. RefSeq names its product zinc finger protein 704-like. The transcript is spliced from 5 exons. Gene Ontology annotation, biological process: regulation of transcription by RNA polymerase II. Gene Ontology annotation, cellular component: nucleus. Bases 154 to 1239 code for a protein of 361 amino acids. Lineage: Eukaryota; Metazoa; Cnidaria; Anthozoa; Malacalcyonacea; Xeniidae. Gene Ontology annotation, molecular function: DNA-binding transcription factor activity; RNA polymerase II cis-regulatory region sequence-specific DNA binding. The record is from RefSeq and is a predicted model, not a curated record.